CACUCAAGCAAAGGUAAGACUUGCGCAUAAAUUGCUUUAGGGACCGUCCACAGCAGCAGAAGAUGAAUCACAAGUGCUGAAUUAGAGCAUCAGGAGUAAUCAGAGGAACCACAGUAGUAGGAGCGUGUCAGGAUCUGGAACCGGCAUUAUAUUGGGCAGCAAGAGAACACAUACAACAUGUACAUCUGAAGAGAGAGAGAGAGAACAGAUUAUUAGUAAGUUCUGAUCAUACAGUGGUUCAAACGGGUGUAUGUUGUGUACAGAGUGCAAAGCAGGACUUUAGCUUUGAAUGAGGCAGAUUAUUUCAGAUAGGGCGGGUCUUUGUGCCACGGUGGCCUUCAGACUACAGGCUACGUCCACGUUAAUCCGGAUAAAUUUGCAAACGCAAAUCUUUUUCUCUACGUUUUGGCCUUCCGUCCACACUGAGACGGCGUUUUUUUUUUUUUUUCUUUUUUGUCCAGCAAAAACGGAACUUUUCGAAAACGCUCUCCCAAGUGGAAAAAUUAGAAAAUGCGGUUUUCUAGUGUUGACUGAGAAAACGGAGAUGUUCAAAAACGAUGACGUACCCUUCAACUCAAACAAGAUGGUGGACGAUGUUGUACUGCAGUUGUUGUAUCCAGUUUUGAUGGCUUUGUUAAAGAUAAAUGUCACUUUGUAUAACCUUCAGAUUGCAUUUCUAAAUAAACGGCUGAUGGAAAUGACGCAGAUCAAAACUUCUUACGGUUUUACACACGGUAUAGGGAUGUAAGCGUUUUCAGGUGCUUCAGCGUGGACGAGCAAUUUAUGGAAAACGUUUGAAAACUGAGAGCGUUUUUAAAACAAAAAUGCAGUUUUCAGAUGUAUCCGGAUUAAUGUGGGCGUAGGUUAGAUUAUGUGACCACGAGGACAAAUCUGGGGUGCCAGAGAAGAUGAUUUGCUUGUUCACUUGCUGCUGUUGUUGCCUUACCGUACAUUUACAGUCACACUAGAAAGCGGUAAGGCGACGGCUCUCCAGUCCAUUCGUUUUCUGUAUACAUGCAGGAUACAGAGCUGCGAUUUCAGCAACAGUGCUAAAGCGGCAAAGGAACAGUGCAGCAAGCAAUAUCUGACUCUGAAAUAAAUAAGCAAAUAAAAUAAAAAACCCCAAAUAAAUAAACGGAACGCGACAAAUUCAAAGGAUUGGUGUGAAUAAUUGUGCAGACCAAUCCUUUGGCGCAGGGGUUUAUUUAUUUAUUUUAUAUAUGUAUGUUUUUUUAAUUCCCCACUCACAACUUUAGUUCCUGCUUGCAAUGGGAACAGUUUACUGUUUGACGCACAAAAAAGUAAGAAGAAAUUGUAACCGUGGUUUCGUUUAGUCUUAUCCUGUUAUAUGCAACCCUCUCGUUAAAUGUGUAUAAAGACAUUUGGAAGGAAGUAGCACAGAAUUGCUGCCUGUGGUGAGUGUACAUAGCUAUUACAGUUUGCUUGCUUUGCUAAUCUGCCAAUGCUGGUAGUCCCAAGCCUAGCAUCCAUCCAUCCAUCUGUGCUGCUUAUCCUAUACAGGGUUAUGGGGAGCCUGGAGCCUCUCCCAGGGAACUCGGGGCACGAGGUGGGGGACACCCUUGGACCGGGUUCCAUCCCAUUGCAGGGCACAAUCACAUACUACGGACAAUUUGGAAAUGCCAUUCAGCCUACAAUGCAUGUCUAUGGACCGGGGAAGGAAACUGGAGUACCCAUAGGAAACCCCCGGAGCAUGGGGAGAACAUGCAAACUCUGCACACAGGGCGGAGGCGGAAUUUGAAUUUCUAAUUUAAAAACUUUUGUAUGUGAUCUGUUUAUGAAAUAGGAUUUUUUGUUUUUGGCAGCAUACAGAAUAUCAAACUGUCACUGAUGGGUUAAUUAUCAUCCAGGCCAGACUUUUAUCACACUUCAGCACUAAUGCGAGAGUCAUAUGAUCCUGUUGGUUAAAGCCCUCCUCUGUAUUAUGAGCACUCGCACGCUAAACCGACUGCCUCUCUGGACGGCGUUUUAUAAAUCAACAAUCUGUGAUCUGUGUUUGUGGUUGCGGCAGCCAUUUUAUUUCUGGAAGGGAAUAUUACAAGGUUCAAGAUAUUAUUUGCAACCACUCUUGAUUUUGCCCGCAUUCUUCAGUAUUUCCACGUACGCCACUGACGUUAGUGCUGACGUGCUGACGAAUAUUCACGAGAUUGAGAUCCAGCAGAGAGACUCUCUGGAGAGCCACGCCUCCUCUCCAAACCCCUCCUCCCUCAUAGGGGCCAUGGGUGAAGAGGAGCAGCCCAGCCCGGAGGCUGGGAGUCCGGAUGUGGAAAAGGAACAUCUGCAGGUCCCGUUCCCGGUGCUGCACGGCGAGUGUGUGGAGUAUGUCGAAAACACAGAUGAGGUCGUCAUCGCCUUGUCUAGCUACCGCCUUCACAUCAGGUUCAAAGACAACAUUGUAAACGUCCCUCUGCAGCUGAUAGAGAGUGUGGAGUGUCGAGAUUUGACUCAGCUUCACCUCACCUGUAAGGACUGCAAGAUUGUCAGGUGUGAGUUCAGCUCGUCAGAGCAGGCUCAGGACUGGCUGCGGCGUCUCACUUCAGCUCUACACCCUCCCACUCGCCUCGACGAGCUCUUCGCCUUCGCCUUCCACACCUGCAGUGCCAGCGUACCAGCUGAGCGAGACCUGCAUGAUGAGAUUUGCCACGCUGGCGAACACGUGAGGAACCGAUUUAAGUACGAAGUGUGCAGGAUGGGCUUCGACACCCACAGUGCCUGGAGAAUCUCUGACAUUAACAACAAUUACAGACUCUGUGCCAGUUACCCUGAGAAGGUUUUGGUGCCGAGCUGGGUCACAGACACAGAGCUAGAGAACGUGGCGGCAUUCCGAUCCUGGAAGAGAAUUCCAGCUGUUGUUUAUAGACAUCAGAGCACGGGCGCUGUGAUUGGUCGGUGUGGGCAACCUGAGGUGAGCUGGUGGGGUUGGCGGAAUGCAGAUGAUGAGAACUUAGUGCAGUCCAUCGCUAAGGCCUGUGGCAUGGACCGUGCAGCUGUUAAACAUCUGAGCAACGGCUCCUGUGUCCACAACAGUUCAGAUCCUGACAUAACCAAUGGCAAUGAGGAAGAGGAGCCAACUACCCCACCUCCUCAAAAGCUACUGAUACUGGAUGCCAGGUCAUACGCUGCCGCCGUGGCCAAUCGGGCCAAAGGAGGUGGCUGUGAAUGCCCAGAGUACUAUCCAAACUGUGAGGUGAUGUUCAUGGGUAUGGCCAACAUCCACUCCAUCAGGAGGAGCUUCCAGUGCCUAAGGGCUCUCUGUGCACAAGUGCCAGAUCCUGCCAAUUGGCUGUCUGCUCUAGAAGGCACUAAAUGGCUGCAGCAUCUUUCUCUGCUGCUAAAGGCGUCUCUGUUAGUAGUGAACGCUGUGGAUCGGGACAGCAGGCCCGUCCUGGUGCACUGUUCUGAUGGCUGGGACCGCACGCCGCAGAUAGUGGCUCUGUCCAAACUGCUGCUUGACCCCUACUACAGAACUGUGGAGGGUUUCCAAGUUUUGGUGGAAACUGAGUGGCUGGAUUUCGGACAUAAGUUUGCGGACCGCUGUGGACAUGGGGAAAAUGCCGAGGACGUGAACGAGCGCUGUCCCGUCUUCCUGCAGUGGCUGGACUGCGUGCACCAGCUGCAGAGGCAGUUUCCCUGCUCUUUUCAGUUCAACGAGGCCUUUCUGGUGAAGCUGGUGCAGCACACCUACUCGUGUCUGUUCGGGACAUUCCUGUGCAACAGCGGGAAAGAGCGAGAGGAGCGAGGUGUACUAGAGAACACCUGCUCCGUCUGGUCUCUGCUUCAGCCGUCUAACAGAACCUUCCACAACAUCCUGUACUCGCCGCACUCGGAGACGGUGCUACACCCGGUUUGCCAUGUGAGGAACCUAAUGCUGUGGAGUGCAGUCUACCUGCCUAAUUCUGCCCCCUCCUUGCUUUGUGAGGAGUCCUGUGCUUCUUAUUCCACUGCUUCAGCCUCACCUGAGGACACACCUCCUGGCAGACUGCCAAAGACUCGUUCCUAUGACCACCUGCUGACGGCUUGCGAGGGAACAAAUCUGUUGGCUUCAAACCGUCGCUGCAGCGAUCCCAACCUCAACGAGACGUGGCAGGAGCACCUUCGAUCAGAGGAGCGAACGGCAGAAACACAACCAGAGGAGAAACUUGAGCAAGCAGCUUGUUGUAAUACCCAUCAUCCUGAAACGACUGGAUCGGACGAGAGGCUUCCAAAUGAGGGAUUACUCAACGGGGUGGAGCAUGCGGACUCUAAAACAGAAAACGGGAUUAUUUUAGUGAACCAGGGUGUGUAUUCCGACCCAGUUGUUAGCACAUGCUCUGUAGCGGAGCUGCCCAGCGAGGUCCCUGAACAGAACGGUGAGGAUUCAGUGUGUGACGAAGCGCUAAAACAUUCCUCGGGCCAAUCAGUCGCCUCUUCGUCGUCACCUCAUCCUGGACACGUCACUAACAGCCAGGAAUGUUUCUCCGCUAAAGAGCCUCUUUGUUUAGCUAAUGACCUGAAAUCUCACCCCACUUCACCACAAGAAGACUCUACAGAUCCAUUAAACACACCCAGCUCACUCCACUCACCUUCGCAGCCUCUGUCUCCGAAGCCGAAUAUCGACAGCUCUGUGUGUAACAGCGAAGAUCCUCGCGUUAACGGCUCCGUUUCACAAAACUCCCUGAGCCGCCAGACGUCCACAGCGAGUGCCGGGUCCCUACAACUGGGCUGUCCUGGGCGAAUGCUGGCUCAGGGCGCUCACCUGGGCGAGGACGGGCUCAGCGUGCAUAGAGACGUUGUACAGGUGCGGCUCAGGCAGAUGGAAGCGGGCCAUCAGCUGCAGGUGGAGACACUGAAAAGGCAGGUGCAGGCGCUAUGGAACAAGCUGCACGUCAGUGGAGAGCUGACUCCUGUACCAGACGGGGAGAAUAACGUGGAGGCUGUGCACCUGUCUCGCUGCGGCACUGAACUCUUUUCCGAGAGUAGCUGGGAAAACGAGGAGCAGCAUGACAAACAGGUCCCUCAGUGGUAUCCCGAUCACCUUCCAACACACUGCUACAGAUGUGAGAGCAAGUUCUGGCUAGCUGCUCGAAAACAGCAGUGCAGGAAUUGUGGGAACGUGUUCUGCGCCAGCUGCUGUGACCACAAGGCAACGAGUCAGCAGUUGUACGAACCUAACCGUGUGUGCCAGGCCUGUUAUGGGCACCUUCGCCCAUCGGCCGUGCCCCCUGUGCUGCCUCCUGCUGACCUGGAGCUGGAGAAACCCAUUACAGCCAGUUCCAACUGAACAGAACCCUUUACAUGCUGAUCAACAACUCUAUUCUCCUGUAGGAAUCUUAACCAAAUCAGCUUCAUGUGAGAAGACUAGAUUAGUAUAAACUUCCAACACCGAGCAGAACGGAGAUUUAAAUCCCAAAACUAAGGAAUCAAAUAAUUAACAUAAUUUAUUAAUAAUGUUAGAAGUGGUCGUCUCUCGCCAUGUGGAUUCUAGAUUAAUGUUACGCUGCGCAAACACAGGCCUUUAUAUAUGCAGUUCUACAUCAUAUAAAGCCAUGUGGAUCUCUCAAGAACGACUAUCUGUGCUCAUGUGAAUAGCAAAUGUGUGUAUAUAAUGCCAUGUACAGUCAAAGAAGAGCACAGUGUAUAUGCUGAAAUUAAAAUCUUUCAAUCUGA
Messenger RNA from Ictalurus furcatus (blue catfish), 5664 nucleotides. Its product is annotated as myotubularin-related protein 3. Gene Ontology annotation, molecular function: phosphatidylinositol-3,5-bisphosphate 3-phosphatase activity; metal ion binding; protein phosphatase binding. The record is from RefSeq and is a predicted model, not a curated record. The transcript is spliced from 20 exons. The coding region runs from base 1910 to 5278 and encodes 1122 amino acids. Gene Ontology annotation, biological process: regulation of autophagy; dephosphorylation. NCBI's taxonomy places the organism in Eukaryota, Metazoa, Chordata, Actinopteri, Siluriformes, Ictaluridae.